GCCUGCGUUACUAAUUUAGCAUUUGCGUUUGCGUGGUUGUUUAUGUUGUCUUUUGUUCACGAAAUUGUUGAUCAACUUUCUCUGCCCUAAAUUUUAAACAAAGCUCCCCGCCUUAGCAAAACAAAAGGGUUAAAAUAUGCAUUGAAGUAUAGACUUGAAGUUGAUCUACAAGUGCGUCGAAUGCUGAUCAACCAAAAAUUUCCCCAACUGCGACUCAAUUGGCCCAUCUGUGCGACAUAAAUCUCCUUCGUUGGUUCAUCAAUGGAUAGCGAUGAGUUCGACUUUCUACUGCCUGAGUUGAUUAUGGAGUUCAACAACGUCCAGAUGCACCCAAGACGCAGAUUUCGUUUUGAACGUCCCAGAUUCGCAGAACGCAUGAUUCAGGAAGAGGUGGAAAGGGCUCGAGCUGCCGUCAGAGAAAACACUCUCAUCAAUGUUCCAUUCUGCAGUGGGACGGUCGGCACGCUGAAAAAUGAGCUUGUGGGUCUCAGAAAAACUGGCAAAACUGUGGCCACUUUGGAAAUGAUGAGUGCAAAUUUCAUACUGCAAAACCAGGCGUAUUUUUGCCAUGGCAGACAUUCUGUGGGCAAUCUUUCUCCCUCAAUGCAGCGGACUUUGGUGAAGGCAAUCCUGAACAGGUUCGGCGUCAGAGACUCGCCCGUCUACUUCGAUUUCCUGAGUUCCCUGCUGAAUUCCAACACUUGGAUGUUCAAUGAUUACCUAAUCUCUUACUCAAUGAACUAUUUGGCUAUCCAGAAUUUACUUUUGGACAACUGCUGCAAACUGCAGGAGCUAUAUUUGAAUGGCACUACGAGUGCUAACCUUAUUUAUCUUCGUAGAGACUUUCUGCCCAAUCUGCAAGUUUUGCACUGCCCUGGAUUCACUCUUGAUAACCGAGAUCUGGAAAUCCUUUCCGGACUCACUCAUUUGAGGGAUUUGAUGAUUGAAAUUGAGGCAAGUGUAGGUGAAUUGGGAGUCUCGCACUUCUCCAAACUGAAGGAGCUCGAGCAACUGAAAUACAGAGUCGUCCAGCCAUACUUGCAGAGGGGCAACGGAAUUGACGAGCGAAUCGCUGUGCUCUUUUUCAAGUACGUGCCACAGGCACACAUCAGUCUGAUGUGCGACGUCCAAUGCGGCAAAGUCUCGUACGCUCUCUGGACCUUUUUCCAGCACAAUCCAGUCCGGCCGAUGGGCCAGAAGUGCGUCCGGCUGGUGGACAUGGUCGACCAGCACCGUGACCUUGGCCGCCUCUUGCCCAAAAUUGAAAGUCUCUACAUCGCCAACAAGUUCCAAGAAUUCACUCCCGAAACCAUCGGACCACUGUUGCAUUUCCCCCAACUGUCCCAGCUCAGCUUUUCCAACACCUCUGUCCACCUGUGCCACUUGUUUUUCGAGGGCUACGGCCAGCAGUUGGUCGAGCUGUCUAUCAAGGAAUGUUUCACGCACACCGAGUGCACCAGUGAUAUGGACCUGAGUCUCCUCUUCGCUCACUGCCCCAACCUGCAGAAAGUCUCACUCUGCUGCAAUUUCUCCCAGGAGCUGAACCACCCCCUCCGACAGACCAGUUUUGACGCUCUCCACUGUAUCGAGCUGGUCAGUUACGGAGGCAGAGAACCCCCAAGCAGUAUUUGUGAGAUGGUGCUGAAGGGUAAGAGUCUGCAGAGCUUUUUGGUCACCGCCGAACUACUCAACCUGGUCAACGCUGUACCGGACGACUUUCGUUUCAACUUUCUCAACAUGGUGUCAUUCCGGGUAAGUGACUCCGGGGAAGAGGGCUCUGUGCAGGAUAUACAAAAUGGGCUGUUGAAAUUGGUGUUCCUGUCCCCCAAACUGGAAAAAUUGGCUGUUAACUUUGGUGAUCACUUUGCUGCGCGGCAGGCGUGCCUGCCCGUCAAGUAUGUCUGUCAGGGAGUUUUGAAAAUUGAAUUCCUGUAAGUCCUCGGAUACCUGUGCAUUAUAAAGAAAAUUAUCAAGUCUUAUUUACUUUGAAAUAGCAAUUUGAUGUUCUAUUUGUCAAUUUCAAUUGAUGGAAAAUAUAUAUGAUAUAAUAUUUCUGUUGCAAUGAAUAA
Molecule: messenger RNA, 2069 nt
Organism: Neocloeon triangulifer
Lineage: Eukaryota; Metazoa; Arthropoda; Insecta; Ephemeroptera; Baetidae
Exons: 5
Coding region: 262-1935 (557 amino acids)
Source: RefSeq, a predicted model, not a curated record